AUGGCGGCAGCAAGCUGGUACCACCGGGACAUCAGCCGGGUGGUGGCAGAGGAGCUGCUGGCCAAGGCUGGGCGGGAUGGCUGCUUCCUGGUGCGGGACAGCGAGUCGGUCUCUGGGGCAUAUGCCCUCUGUCUUCUGUUCCAGCGGCAUGUUCACACCUACCGCAUCCUUCCUGAUGACGAGGGGCUGCUCUCAGUCCAGACCAUUCAGGGCAUCCAGGCCAAGUGCUUCCGAACCCUGCCCGACCUGAUUGGUGCCUACCAGCAGCCCAACAACGGGCUGGUGACACCCCUGCUCUACCCGGUGCACCGGCCGAGGCAGGCGGCCGACGAGGACUCGGAUGGGGAGGACGGCCGAGGUGGUGGGCGUGUGGCAAGCACAGUCCUGGCUGGUGCAGCUGGCAUGGGCACGUGGCUCGGUGCUCCUGGGGCCAGCCGGACCCACAUCUCGCAGCAGCUGCACCAGAGGCUGCAGGAGCAGGUCCACAGCAGCCCAGACAGUGACUUCAUGGGCUUCAUGGCCGAGUACCUGAACCACCACCUGCAGCUGGACCUGGAGGCGCUUCGCCACGGGCACCCGCAGCUGCGGCACCUCAGCACCGCACUCGUCACUGCUUGCCGGGCACUGCACAGUGAGAUUGACUUCACACUGGCAGGGCUGGAGACUCUGGCCAGGGUGUUUGACCCCCCUGUGUCCCCUGGUAGCCCAGUCAGGGAGCAGGGUCUCCUAACCAGCGAUCCAGACCUUGAGCUGCUCCUCAACAAGAUAUCUGCUGUCAACCAUCUCCUAUCUUCUCUGGAGAAAAAGGUGCUGAAGUCACUGCAGGAGACCGUGUCCAGGCACAACCUGGUACUGCCCAGUGUGGCAGCAGCCCCUCCACCAACUGCCAAGCCCUUGGCUACACAGAGCUUCGAGGUGAAGGUGGGCAAGUCGCAGAGGGCAGCCCUGACAGUGGAUGUGGAGGCAGGCAUGGUGGCCAUCAGCAAGAGGGGCAGCGGGUCCCCGGAGGAGACCAUCCCACAGGACAAAAUCCUGCAGCUGAUCAAAUACCAGAGCGUGCAAAGCAAGGUGAGGCUGGUGUACAGCCGGGAGCUGCAGAAGAGCCUGAGCAGAGACUUUGUCUUCACCAGUGCACGGAAGCGAGAGGCCUUUUGCCAGCUGCUCCAGCUAAUGAGGAUCCAGCACUCCAACCUGAACGAGCCUGACCUCAUCUCGGUGUAUGUGGGGACGUGGAACAUGGGCAGCACACCCCCACCCCGCUCCCUCGCCUCCUGGCUGACCUCCAGGGGCUUGGGGCACACGCAGGAUGAGACUACCGCCUGCAUCCCCCAUGACAUCUACGUCAUCGGCACCCAGGAGAACUCCCUGGGCGACCGCGAGUGGGUGGAGUUCCUCCGUGCCUCUCUGAAGACCCUGAUGGCCAUCGACUACCGAAUGGUCGCCCUGCAGUGCCUCUGGAGCAUCAAGAUCGUGGUGCUGGUGAAGCCAGAGCACGAGCGGCGCAUCAGCCACGUCCACACCUCCAGCGUGAAAACUGGCAUCGCCAACACACUGGGGAACAAAGGAGCUGUGGGUGUCUCCUUCCUCUUCAACGGGACCUCCUUUGGCUUUGUCAACUGCCACCUGGCCUCUGGUAGUGAGAAGACCCACAGACGUAACCAGAACUACAGUGACAUCCUGCGCUCCCUGGUGCUGGGGGACAAGCAGCUGGGGGGCUUUGACCUCACCCUGCGCUUCACUCACCUCUUCUGGUUUGGGGACCUCAACUACCGCCUGGAUAUGGACGUGCAGGACAUCCUUGCCCAUAUAACCAAGAAGGAGUUUGAAGCCUUGCUGGCUGUUGACCAGCUGAACCUGGAGCGGGAGAAGAACAAAGUCUUCCUGCGGUUCAGUGAGGGUGACAUCUCCUUCCCACCCACGUACCGGUACGAGCGAGGCUCCCGGGACAGCUACCUGUGGCAGAAGUUCAAGCCCACAGGGGCGAGGAUCAGUGUCCCCUCAUGGUGUGACCGCAUCCUGUGGAAGUCACACCCAGAGACCCAUGUGGUCUGUAACUCCUACGGCUGCACUGAUGACAUCGUGACCAGUGACCACUCACCUGUCUUCGCCACCUUUGAGGUGGGAGUGACAUCGCAGUUUGUGCCCAAGAAGCCUCCUGGAUCUGAAUCUGGCCCUGAGCCCCUGGCCUGCAUCGAGUGGGAGAGCGUUGAGGUGAUUGUGAAAACCACCAGCUGCAGCAAGUGCUACAUUGAGUUUCACUCCUACUGCCUGGAGGAGGCCCAGCGGAGUGGGGAGAACACCUCCCAGAGCUGUGACAUCCCUGGCUUCCUCAAGCUGGGCUGGGCUGCAAAGCAUCUGCCUGUGUUAAAUCCCAUCCUGUCAGACCUGGAGUACCUUGGGGACCAACACCUGCUCCUCAGCAUCAAGGGUGUGGAGAGCUGCGAAUCCUAUGGUGAGUGCUGUAUCGCAAUGAGGUCCAUGAUUGGCAGCAUGGCCCAGCAGUUUGAGACCUUCCUCUUCCACCGUGGCGAGGAGACAGGCUCCAUACGCGGCUGGAUGAAGGUCCGGGUCCCUAAGGACAGACGCAGCACCCGGGAGAGGCUCUAUGAGUGGAUCAGCUUCGAGGAGGAGGAUGGUGAGCCAGCAGCAGACAGCCCAACAUGCCCUAAGCCACCCGUGCAGAGCCGUCCCCGCAGUCUCCCCGAGCCAGCUGCUGGCUACACCAACCCAGCCUACUUCAUCUUUGAGGGCAUCCCCAGCACGCGGGUGCCAGGCCCUGCUGCUGGCGAUGCCCAUGACAAGCAGGCAGAGAGCCCGGCCAGGGGCCAGCAGCACUUGAGCCCCCUCGGAGCAAGGGUCCCUUCACCCUCAGAAGAGCAGGGUGGUGGCCAGCCCCAGUGUGUGCCAGGGCACUUAUCCCAUAGGCAUCUGCUCAGCCCCCCUGGUAUGGGCCAGCAGAAGAGACCCAAAUCAGCCAUCCUGGCGAGGGACACACCAGGGCUGGGGGACUGCUCACUGACAGCGCUGCACAUGGCCACCUACCUGAGCCAGCUGGACCAGUUGUCACCAGAUCAUGGAGGGGGCAGCCAGAAGACUCUGCUGUGCCAGACUCACAGCGCCCUGGAGCCACCCCCGCGGCCUUGCCGGGAGGUACCAAGGCGUCCACUGGAUGCUCGCCAGCAUGGCCACCCUGGAGAGUGGCCCUGUGACAGGAGUGAGCAGUCCCGUGAUGUCAGCAGGUGCGUGGGUCACCUUGGCUUGCAGCAGAAUGAGGAAGGGCUGCAGAAGCAUGGCUGGGACCACCUGGAGACCUUCAGCCAUUUGUCACCAGCGUGCCCUGUUUAUGCCAAUGCUGACUUGCUGGCACAGCAUCCAUCCUUCGCCCACCUGCAUGCUCACAAAGGGGUUAAAUCUCCUGGCCAGGCUGGCCUCAAGGUGGCAGUGGCCACCUUUGUCCCCAGGAUUGCCCCGCAGGCCUGGGGUGCCAGCAUGCCCCAGGUGGGCAAGGAGGCUGCCCUGGGGUGGGCAAAAAGCCAUGGUCCCCACGGGCGGGGUGAUGUGGUCCUCGUGGAUGAGAACUGA
Indicator indicator is the source of this 3582-nucleotide messenger RNA. It is a transcript of the gene INPPL1, whose product is annotated as inositol polyphosphate phosphatase like 1. Lineage: Eukaryota; Metazoa; Chordata; Aves; Piciformes; Indicatoridae. Gene Ontology annotation, biological process: phosphatidylinositol dephosphorylation. The transcript has 28 exons. The record is from RefSeq and is a predicted model, not a curated record. Gene Ontology annotation, molecular function: phosphatase activity. The coding region runs from base 1 to 3582 and encodes 1193 amino acids.